Messenger RNA from Dicentrarchus labrax (European seabass), 2593 nucleotides. Its product is annotated as adenylate kinase isoenzyme 5-like. Gene Ontology annotation, biological process: nucleoside triphosphate biosynthetic process. Lineage: Eukaryota; Metazoa; Chordata; Actinopteri; Moronidae. Gene Ontology annotation, cellular component: cytoplasm; cytosol. Bases 113 to 1732 code for a protein of 539 amino acids. Gene Ontology annotation, molecular function: ATP binding; AMP kinase activity. The transcript has 8 exons. The record is from RefSeq and is a predicted model, not a curated record.
GAAAAUGAGAGGACAAUAAGAACAGAACAAGAAAAGAAAGAAAGAAAGAAAGAAAGAAGAGAAAAAAGAGAAAAAAGAAAGAAGGAAACAGACGAAGAAGAAGAAGAGGCUGAUGAUGAGCACCAAAGAAGCAAAGGAGUACCUGUCUCACCAUCAUGUCCCUCAGCUACUGGAGAGUCUUUUAACAGGUCUUCUGUAUCAUCGUCCUGAGGACCCCGUCGACUUCCUGCAGCGCUGCCUGAUCACAACCAGACAGCUGGGGGGUCCUGAGUCCGUCGCCUGGGACACCUUUAUUCACCUGGAGAGACUCCAACUGAGCCUCGGACCCCCGAGAACAACAUCUGUCCCCCCAAUAAUAAGCCAGAUACCCUCAAUACCCCCCAGACCAACAUCUGUAGCCCCAAUAAUAACCCAGAUAUCCUCAAUACUCCCCAAAGCAACAUCUGUACCCCCUACAACAUCAUCAGUUGCUCCAAUAAUACUCCAGAUACCCACAACAGCACCCCUAAUACUUCCUUUAACACCAUCAAUACCUCCCAAAAUCACAGUACUACCCCCUAUAAAACCCCAAAUAUCACCCCCAAUGCUCCAAAUACCCCAAAAAAUACACCCAAUACCCCAAACAACACCCCUUAUACCACAGAAAAUACCCCUUAUACCCCAAACAAUACCCUCAAUACCACAAACAACAUCUACUACACCUUGGAUAACACCCCCAAUGCAUCCAACAUUCAUGGUAGCCCCACCAACACAUUCUGGGCCCCAAACUCCCAAAACAUCUGCCCUAGUCCCACUGACACCCCAGGUUUCCACCAUCAACAGUAAAACACCUCCUGGAACUGCCCAAACAACUCCUGAACCCAAACUGUUCACCCUGGGUCCACCUGGACCUGCAGUGGCCCGACCUGUCCACUCCAAGAGGGGGACAGAGAAAGAACAGGAAACAGUGAGCACAGAGGCUCCCUCUCCUGGUCUUCCUCCUUCCCCAGUCCAGUCUCAGCUUUCCAUAGACUCAGACUCUGACAUGACGGAAAGUUCUGGACUCCUUCUGGAAGUCAGCAUCCUCCCUCCUCGGAGGUCUCGUCCUCUGAUCAUCUUCAUCAUCGGUGGUCCAGGAAGUGGGAAGGGAAGUCAGGCAGCUAAGCUAGCUCGCUGCUUCAGCCUCAGAGUCCUUUCAUUGGAUGAGCUGCUCAGAAGGCAGCUGCUAAGCCACGCCUCCCCCAGCAGGAAGUGGAGGGUUAUUUCAGAAAUGAUGGGCCAUGGAGAGCUGGGACCACAGGAAGAGACGAUCUCAGAGCUGAGAAGACAGUUGAUUGGUCAGCAGGAGGUCAGAGGGUUCAUUGUGGAUGGAUUCCCUCCAGAUGUCCACCAGGCUCUUAGCUUCCAGGAACAGAUUGGUUCUCCUGAUCUAGUGAUGCUGCUACUCUGCUCCAAUGAGACGCUGCGCUGUCGUCUGCAGCGACGAGCCACUCAGCUCGGUCUCCUAGGAGACAAUAGCUACGCCCUGCGGAGACGCCUGGAGACAUUUCAGAGAGACAUCGUCUCCAUCAGCAGAUACUACAGACAGCUACACCUGCUGACACAGGUGGAUGCAGACAGAGAUGAGGAAGUGGUAUUUUCUGAUUUGAGUUCAGUCAUCAGAGAGAAACUGCUUCCCAAGGAUUUAUCAGAUUUUGCUGAUAUUCCAGAAUGUAGCAGUGUGAUCAGAUCUGUCAAUAAUAACUCAGUAUGAACCCUGACUCUGUCAUUAAUAAUAAUAAUCAAGUCGUUGUUGUUCAGUGUGUUCCCUCUGUUUACUUGUAUAUCACCUAAUUAUUAACUGUUCAUUUAUUAUUGUUCACUACCUGUUUAUUACCCUUUUAUCAUUCAUUUAUACUAGUUUAUUAACUCCUUAUUACCUAUUAAUUACCUGGUUUUUUUAACCGUUUCUUUAACCUGUUUAUACCUGUUUGUUAUUUGUUUACUACCUGUUUACUUCCCGUUUAUUACUGUUUACUACCUGUUCAUCACCAUUUAUCAUGUUAUUACCUGUUUAUUACCUGUAAAACAUGAUGUAUGCCAAGUGUGUGUUCUGACUUUUGGGUGUAUGUUACUGUCAGUAUGAGUAUAUUUAAUUUUUAAAUGUUCAUUCUCUGUUAAAAGUCAAUUUUGAUUAACUUUAUGUUCUUUCAUGGGUAUUCUAGUUGUUGGUUUGUUUGGUUGAAGGCAUUUAUUGCCGCUUUGGAUUAAAGCCUCAGCUUGAUAAAUGUAAUAUAAUGGGAUAUAAUGUUAUUCGGUCUAAACUCACACAUAUUCAAUAACUCAAUGAAUGACACAACAUAAUCCACCCCAUUAUAAGAGUCAAUAUUAUUAUUAUAAAGUAUGUGAUCACGUUAUAUGUUGUAAUCAAUAUGGGCAGAUCAUCACUAUUAUUAUGAUUCAGUUGAGUUCUAUCCUAAAAUAUCAACUUCAGAUCAUUUCAUGUAAGUGUUGUAAUAUUGUGACUGUAUUCCCUGAAUAAGGAAGUUGUUGAUUGUUCACACGUGUCCUCACUGUCUGUAUGAUUAUUGUGCCGCUGAUCUUUCAGAAGGAUUUGUUAUUGAAACAUAAAGUG